This is a messenger RNA of Cucumis sativus (cucumber), 3301 nucleotides long. Its product is annotated as probable disease resistance protein At5g66900. The record is from RefSeq and is a predicted model, not a curated record. Gene Ontology annotation, biological process: defense response to fungus. Gene Ontology annotation, molecular function: ADP binding; protein binding. The transcript is spliced from 6 exons. Bases 164 to 2605 code for a protein of 813 amino acids. NCBI's taxonomy places the organism in Eukaryota, Viridiplantae, Streptophyta, Magnoliopsida, Cucurbitales, Cucurbitaceae.
AGAAGGGUUUUAUUAUGUAGUUGGACACUUGUGAGUUCGAAUUAUGAGCUAACCAAUUGGUCCACUUGUGAGAUCGUCCACGGCGGAGCUUCGACGAUCGAGCUGAGGAUUUCACGUCAUUCGAAAGUGGAGCUCCGAGUGAUAGCUAUAGAGGAGAAAGAAAAUGGCGGGAGCUUUAAUUGGUGGCGCGGCAUUGGGUGUUCCGUUUAACGAGCUAGCGACCCUCUUGAAGAAUUUUGGCGAGAGGGCGUGGAGUUUCAAUUCUGUUCUUAACGAGACCGAAUCCAAGGUAAAUGAUAUAAUUCCUCUGGUUAAAGAAAUAGAUGGUCUUAAUGAAUCCCUGGAUUAUCCAAGAGAAGAAACGGAGAAGUUGAAAAACUUAUUAGAAUAUGCUGGAAAGCUACUUAGACGGUGUUUAAGAGUGGGGAAGGCUGAUUUGAUAAGGAAAUCAAGUCAUACAGAGAAGCUUCGUGAACUGAAUGCCAGAAUCAAAAGUUUCAGUGACGUUGUGUUGUUCCAAACGUCUAGAGACGGGAAGAAGACAUUGAGUUUAGUGACUGAGAUCAAGGAAGUCGUUCGCAGGCUUGAUAGCAAAUCUGGAUUAAGCAAUCCGGUGGAUUUAGUUGUGACGGUUCCUGUGAUUUCAGAAGAAAGUGUUGGGUUGGAAAAGCCUGUUGAGAAAUUGAAGGCCAAACUAUUUAGAGAUGGGGUUCGAUUGUUGGUAGUGACAGCUCCCGGAGGUUGUGGAAAAAGCACUCUGGCCGAAAUUUUUUGUCACGACAAGCAAGUUAAAAAUAAAUUUCAGAGAAACAUCUUGUUCCUCGUUGUCUCAAGCAAACCAGAAACGAAACGCAUCUUAAUAUCUAUAAUUCAAAGACUCGGGGGGCCUAUAGAAUCUGGUUCUGUAAGUGAUGAUGAGGCAUUCCGGUUGUUAGAAGUUCGGGUGGGGGAAUUGAGUCCAAAUCCUGUAUUGAUUGUGUUGGACGAUGUCUGGGACGGUUCUGAAUCAAACAAGCUUCUUGAAAAGUUCUCCCGAUUACCCAACUGCAAAGUUUUGGUCACUUCUAGAUUUAAGUUUCCUGCAUUUGGUGAGUCGUAUGAUUUGGAACCUCUGGACCAUAAGGAUGCAAUGGAGUUGUUUCGUCGCUGGGCAUCGAGGGGUAACAGAGUGCUACAGUUCCCAGAUGAAAGAAUUGUAGAAAAGAUAGUGAGGGGUUGUAAGAGAUUCCCACUUGCUCUGAAAGUGAUUGCAGGAUCACUUUCGGGUAGAGCCACUUCGGUUUGGGAAGUUACGGGGAGGAAAUUAUCUAGAGGAGAUUCUAUUCUGGGUUCUGAGAAAGAGCUUCAGAAGUGCCUCAAAGACACCUUAGAUGCAAUCCCAGAUGACAAGAUAGUUCUCAAGGAGUGUUUCAUGGACUUAGGUUCAUUUCCUGAAGAUCAAAGAAUUCGUGCGGCUACCUUCAUUGACAUUUGUGCAGUGUUGUAUGAACAAGAUGAAUGUGAAACAAUGUCAAACCUUGAUGAGCUCUUCACCCGGACUUUAGUUAACACUGUCUCUUUGAGAAAUAAAGCGCAUGAAGAUGAUUACUACAGCGAGUCCUAUAUUACACAGCAUGACGUACUUAGAGAAUUGGCUGUCCUUUUGACUAAUGAGCAGCCAGUAGACCAAAGAACAAGAUUGCUUGUGGAUAUUAACAAAAAUGAAUUUCCCAAAUGGUGGUCUGUAAGACAGAUGCAACCUGUGAAAGCCCGCCUUUUGUCCAUAACAACAGAUGAGAAGUUCUCAUCAUGUUGGCCUGAUAUGGAAGCACCUGAAGUUGAGGUGUUAAUUCUAAAUCCUGGGUCAGAAACUUACAAGUUACCUGAUUUUGCAAAGAAAAUGAACAGAUUGAAAGCGCUGAUAGUCAGGAAUUACAGGUCCUUUCCAACUGAAUUGACAAGUGAUUAUCAAUUAAUCAAUUGUUUGUCAAGGCUAGAAAGAAUCAGUCUUGAGCGGAUUUCAAUAUCUUCUUUCAUUGACCAGAACCUGAAGCCCCUGUGGCAUCUUAAGAAGCUAUCGUUCUUUAUGUGCAAAAUUGACAAAGCUUUCACAGACUGCUCAACUCAGAUCUCAUACAUGUUGCCUAACUUACUUGAGAUCUCCAUAGAUUUUUGCAACGAUUUGGUGGCUUUCCCUGUCGGACUAUGUGAAGUUGUCACAUUGGAGAAACUGAGCAUUACAAACUGUCAUAUAUUAUCUUCGUUACCCGAGGAAAUUGGGCAGUUGAUUAAUCUAAAAAUUCUAAGGCUUAGAUCUUGUAUUCAUUUGGAGAAGUUGCCAGAAUCAAUCUCAAGGCUCCGGGAAUUAGUUUAUCUUGACAUAUCUCAUUGUGUUGGCCUUACCAAACUUCCAGAUAAGAUUGGCAACUUGCAGAAGUUGGAAAAGCUUAAUAUGUGGAGUUGCCCGAACAUGCGCAAGCUUCCAAAAUCAGUAGGAAAUCUAAAAAAUUUGAAGGAAGUAGUUUGUGAAAGCGAGAUGAAAAUAUGGGUGAAUUUUGUCGCACCUCGGCUUGGCAAUGUGGUAAAAGAACACAAGGAAGAAAUCAACUUGGAUUUUCUAAAUUGAUGACAGCUUCUUAUGAACCUUUUUUAAGGUAUGCGUACAAUUAAAUAUUAUGGAUCAUGGGAGCAUGGCGAUGUAUUUAUAAGAGUUCAUCUUCAAAGUAUUGUUAUGGUGGGAGAGAAAUAAGAAUCAUUCAACAACUCGAGGACGGAAGAGACUUCUGUAAAGCUAAGCUUAAGGCUUUGUGCUAUCGCUGCAACAAAGGACCUUUUUUGUCGAAUGCUUCUUUUAGCAUUCAAGCGCAAAUUGCUGAAGAAAAUCCAAAAAAUGUGUGCAUUUUCUUAUUUUUAUUUACGCUGCCUUGCCUCUCAAAAGCUGCGGCUAAUUUCUUCAGAAUUCAGUGGGAAGAAUUAUCAAGCAAGUAAAAUCUGAACAUAUGUAUGAAAUAUCUGGAAUUAGAAUCUCAAACUAGGCAACUUAUAGAUCAAACUUCUAAGUUUUUUUUAGUUCAACUGCUGCUGUGGUUGGGAAUUGUAUCAUCACUCUUUAGAAUGGUAAUUGAUGUAUCAUAGUACUUGACUGAAAUCCACGAGCUUUUCCUUUAAGAGCAAUCAAUUGUUUUAAGUCGAUAAAGUAUGGUAUAGCUCAUCUUGUAAUACUUUUGUUAGAGCUGCUUUGUGAACCAUAUGGGAUUUUGGGUUUCAUCAAAAUGCAAGGUUUUGUAUUGUGAUCUUUGCAACAUAACAUUCAUUUUGGCAA